AUGAAUGAACCAAAGAAAUUGAUAUAAAUCCAAAUUGAUUUAGAACAUAAAAAACCUAAAAUAUAGAUUAAUAGAGAAAAUUUGGAUGAGGUGCUACAUGAAAACAAAUAAGCUUUUGUUAUUGGAAUACUUGGUCGACAAUAAAUAGGCAAAAGCACCUUCUUGAGGUCAAGUUUUGAUGUGAAGUUUAAGUCGAGUUCGUUUGAAUCAUAAGGAAAUCAAACAACUGAAGGUUUAGAUAUUGCUGUAAAAUAAGGGGAUGAGUUUGAUUUGAUCUUAAUUGAUGCUGAAGGCUAUAGGAGCUCAGAAAGUAUCAUGAAAUAUCAAAACCAAAUCUCUUGGACUACAGACCCCAGGCAAAAAAGAUAGGAAGCUCGAAAUCUAUCUAAUUUUUCAUCCGCUCUAUAGUCAGUAUUUCUGCUAGAAAUCUGUGAUAUUCUUUUAGUAGUCAAUGAGUACUAGAAUGAAUGGCAAGAUUUUGAAGAAUUUAUUGAAAGCUUUGAAGCGUUUGACAAAGAGAAAAGACUUCUUCCUCAAAUAAUUUACUUGAUAAAAGGGGCAGAUACAGUAAGCAAGAAAAAGUUAGCAAUAAAAAAUCUUAAAUAAGCAUUAUCAUACGAGAAUGCUGAUGAAGCUGACCCAUAAAAUUUUGAUAUUGAAAAUAACGAAUGCUUUAAUGACAUUAAUUGCUACUUUUUGCCAACUUACUCUGGAGAUGAUUCUCAUUAUCAAAAAUAAAAUGAGACUACUCUAAGUUUUAUCAAUUUCAUCAUUUAAAAUGAAUAAGAUAAUCUUAAAAACUAGAUAGAAUUGAAGCAACAAAUUUUAGCUAUAACUCAUAAGUUGAAUCAAGUAUUAAGAAUAUCAGAGCUUAAGCCAUUAAGUGUUUUUGAUUAUGUGAGUAUUCAAUAUGAGGUCCAUUUUGAAAAUGAAGAUUUUAUAAAGACUUAUAGAGAACUAGUACAAAAACUUAAAGUCAUUCAAAAUAAGAAAGAAUUACUAGAGCAUACUCUUAAUAUACUUGACAUACCUUCUAAACGAGAAAUUCUAUGGGAAUCGAGAGCUAUUUCUCAUACAAUGAGCGGAUUAUCUUUGGGUGCCUCAGCUGCUGGUAUAGGCACUGCAAGUGCAGCACUAGCAGGAGCUGCAGUAGUUCCUAUUGUGGGCUGGAUAGUUGCUGGAGUAACUAUAUCUACUCUAGUUGCUAAAAUUGCAGUUGAAUAAACCGUAUUAAAAUCUAAAUAAGAAGAUGUUGAAAAAGAAGUAAAAAUGGUAGAAGAUUUUAUGCAGGAAAUCAAGUAAAUUAUGGAAGUUCUAUAGCAAAUAAAGGAAAUAAUUGAUCAAUCUUCCAAUCUCAAGAGACUUCUUGUUUUUUUAAUUAUCAAAGCUAUCAAGGAGGAUGCAGAUAUUUAAUAUUCUAAACUCAAAUAAAAAGUUAUUGAGUAAUACGUGAAAUACAAUGAGAGAGAUUUCGAACUUUCAAUGAUUUCAACAAAUAUUUCAUCCGAGGAGUUCAAGUUUCAAGAUUUUGGAAGCUAAUAUUUUAGUACCAUUGGAAAUAAUCUUUCUAAUGGAGGAAUACAAAUGCUCUAGCAACUGUAAAGAGUAGAAUACUUGACAAGAAAUAGCAGAAAAAUUUAUAAAGUUUCUGAGAUAGGCUAUAAGACCAUUGGAGAGCUACAGACAGCUUAGAACCUUGGAGGAUUUGCUUCCAAAGCUACGGGUGCCGAUGGUUUAAGAUUGAUUGGGCAAAAUACCAAAGCUUUCAAAGAUGUUCAAAAAUUUAAUGUUGGAAAAGUUAAUACUGUAGGAGGAGCAGCCAAAGUAUCUCAAGGUUUCGGUUUAGCAUUUGGAGUCGUCGGCCUUGCACUUGAGACCUACUCAGUCUUUUAAUUUGAAGAUGAUUUCAAUAAAAAGGUUAAGCAGUUGGAUAGCUUUUAGUAAGCAAUUAAUGAACUUAAGGAAUAGUUACCAAAUGUUCUAGAAUUUAUUUCCAACUUUGAAUCUCAAGCCCUUUAAUAUUAACAAGAGUGA
Stylonychia lemnae is the source of this 2034-nucleotide messenger RNA. The record is from the annotation of a GenBank genome assembly. Lineage: Eukaryota; Ciliophora; Spirotrichea; Sporadotrichida; Oxytrichidae.